Pseudovirgaria hyperparasitica is the source of this 504-nucleotide messenger RNA. RefSeq lists its product as uncharacterized. The transcript has a single exon. Lineage: Eukaryota; Fungi; Ascomycota; Dothideomycetes; Acrospermales; Acrospermaceae. The record is from RefSeq and is a predicted model, not a curated record. Bases 1 to 504 code for a protein of 167 amino acids.
AUGCCAGGGGGCAAAGAGGAGAGAGGUAAGGGUUUCGUAGGUCAAGAAUGCAAGUUGCAAAGGCAUAGCCUCGACAUCCUGCUGUGCAUUGUCGAGAACGGAAUGGUCUUCAGCCUCGCGGGUGUCCAGGUUACGAUGCUUUUUAGAGGGGAGCUCUUCAAUGUACCUAAAUUGGCCACCCCAGGCCAGGCCAUAAGGCUCCCAGCAAUCAGUAAGCUCUUGAAUAGGCUGCACAUCGCGUCUGAUCGUACGGGGAUCGUGAACUCAUCCUCAUCCAAAGUCUCCCCUCUAUCUACUCUGUCGCGCGCGCCUAGAAAAAGCAAACCAAGAACAUACAUCCAGUACUUGCCCCAUACGUUGUCGCAGCUCGAUCCGUGGACCCGCCAAAACCAGUGCUCUGCGCAGCACGGCCCAAUCCAGUCUCCCAUCCACAAUUCAUUUGAGCCUCGGCGGCUUCUGAGACUCGAAGACAGCGUCAAGAACGUCCUCAAGCCCUCGCGAUAA